Molecule: messenger RNA, 1144 nt
Organism: Botrytis cinerea B05.10
Lineage: Eukaryota; Fungi; Ascomycota; Leotiomycetes; Helotiales; Sclerotiniaceae
Exons: 1
Coding region: 213-572 (119 amino acids)
Source: RefSeq, a predicted model, not a curated record
GAUAUAAAGAGAUAAAGCAAAGCUCCUUUGAUUGUGCCGAGAAAGUAGAACAAUGCCUCAGUUAGAUUCAUAAAGUAAUCUCAACCCCCAUGCCUCUUCCUCUCCAAGUUGAUUCUCAAUUCUCCAUCCCACCAAACACUAAAUCACUCGAUAUAAUUCAUAAGAAAAACUUCACAGCAUCAUCAUCAUCACCCCAUAUUUAUCACAACAAAAUGGGUCUCUCCAACAAAGGCGACAGUAUCGCUGUAUUCACCCUCGUAACAUUCUUCUUCGUUUUUCUCUCCAUCUUCCUGAUCUAUGUUCCCCGCUACAUCUUUCUCAAGAUCAAAAACCACAAAAAAACACCCAGUCAAACAGAAAUGAAAACUUGGUUUCAAAGAGGAGUUGAAGUUACAGCGUCGAUAGGAAGACGGAAUAUAGUGGAGAGAAAUGCUAGAACUGCUCGAUUUGAAGAUAUAGAGAUGGGAGAUAUAUCUGGAGUCACGAGUGCGAAUAUAAGAAGGGGCACCGUGGUUGUGGCAUUGCCGGAACAAGCCAGAGUUUCUGGUGAGAGAUUACCGAAUGUAAUAUAGAUGCUGGCAUUUAUAUUGAUUGGUGAGUUUGAGAAGUAUGGUGUAAGGUAUCCUAUGAUGCUGGACAUUGUGUUGUACUGGCAGGUAAGGAUAUAAUUUCAUAACUCUUUUUUUCUUAAAAUUUAAUCUUUCCGUGUAUGAAUAAUCGGAUGAUAAUGACACCAAUGAAGUGAUAUCUUGCUGAAGUUCCAAGGGUUCUGUAAAAAUGUUGAGGACUAUGAAAAGGCUAUCGACUCUUGCAUAAAUACGGUGCUCCAAGCCCUAGUAUUUGUACCGCUUCCAAGAAGACAACUGAGGGACUGCGGAAACUACAACAAGAAAGUGAGAUUAACCUGCAGUCAGAAAAAGUUGGGGACGUGGAGCAUGAGGAGGAGGAAAUGGAUGAAUUACAAGGCGUCCCGAUCGAAUUGGAGAUGAGUAAAGAGUGGGCGGGGAGUAAUUGGUGUGUUUUUCACGAACAACGAGGUAGAUCAACGAUGAAAAGAUGGCGAUGUUGGUGAACAAGAAUUAAGUGACUGAACGUGAAAGGAAGGUGGUGAUGAUAUAACAAUGCGACAGCAAUAUAAUGAACA